AUGACAGCGACAUACCUCAUGGAAGCCGGGUAUGAGUUUGAUAGUGUAGUCGGGCAACGGGUGAGGUUUGUGUAUAUGAUUUAUUUGCAGCGUCGCAUGAAGGUGAGGCGAACAAAAAGCUACUUGGAUCUCUUGCCCGCUCCCUUUUUCGGGGGCCCUUUCCCAGCGGCUCUGAGCCCCUUGAGUUUCUUUUGCCAUCUCUCCUGUUUCUCUGUGAGCGUGAUCGGGCUCCCCUCCAUGCUCUCGGUGGGUUUCGGGUACCAGCUUGUGUACAAGGGUCCCUUGAGCGGGCGGCGCAGAAUCUUUUGGCCGGAACGGUGUCCGGGGCCCACGGGAUUCUUGAGAUGCCCCCACACCUCACGUGCGACCUCGUCAAGCGAACGGCCCGUCGUCGGACAUGUGCCCGCACGGAUCUGCGCUAUCUUCUCAUCAUCUGAGAGAGAGGACAAUGCGCGCGCGGGGAUGGUGGGGGGCACGGUUGGGCGAUAG
Molecule: messenger RNA, 489 nt
Organism: Chondrus crispus (carragheen)
Lineage: Eukaryota; Rhodophyta; Florideophyceae; Gigartinales; Gigartinaceae
Exons: 1
Coding region: 1-489 (162 amino acids)
Source: RefSeq, a predicted model, not a curated record